Messenger RNA from Melopsittacus undulatus (budgerigar), 1878 nucleotides. It is a transcript of the gene CORO1B, whose product is annotated as coronin 1B. Gene Ontology annotation, molecular function: actin filament binding. NCBI's taxonomy places the organism in Eukaryota, Metazoa, Chordata, Aves, Psittaciformes, Psittaculidae. The record is from RefSeq and is a predicted model, not a curated record. Gene Ontology annotation, biological process: cell migration; actin filament organization. The transcript is spliced from 11 exons. The coding region runs from base 18 to 1529 and encodes 503 amino acids.
GGGUACCGGCUGCAGGGAUGGCCAUGUCCUUCCGGAAGGUGGUUCGGCAGAGCAAGUUCCGGCACGUGUUCGGGCAGCCGGUGAAGACGGAGCAGUGCUAUGAUGACAUCCGUGUGUCCCGGGUCACCUGGGACAGCACCUUCUGUGCUGUCAACCCUUCCUUUGUGGCCAUCAUCGUGGAGGCCAGUGGUGGUGGUGCCUUCCUUGUCCUGCCCCUGCACAAGACCGGCCGCAUCGACAAGUCCUACCCCACCGUGUGCGGGCACACGGGCCCCGUGCUGGACUUCGAUUGGUGUCCCCACAACGACCACGUCAUUGCCAGCGGCUCCGAGGACUGCACCGUCAUGGUCUGGCAGAUCCCGGAGAACGGGCUGAGCCAGGCGCUGACGGAGCCGGUGGUGGUGCUCGAGGGGCACUCCAAGCGUGUGGGCAUCAUCGCCUGGCACCCCACUGCCCGCAACGUGCUGCUCAGUGCUGGCUGUGACAACGUGGUGCUGAUCUGGAACGUGGGCACGGCAGAGGAGCUGUACCGCCUGGACGGGCUACACCCAGACCUCAUCUACAGCGUGAGCUGGAGCCGCGACGGCUCCCGCUUCUGCACCGCGUGCAAGGACAAGAGCGUGCGGGUCAUCGACCCUCGCCGCGGCACCGUGGUGGCCGAGAAGGAGAGGGCGCACGAGGGGGCUCGCCCCAUGCGGGCCAUCUUCUUGGCCGAUGGCAAGAUCUUCACCACCGGCUUCAGCCGCAUGAGCGAGCGGCAGCUGGCACUGUGGGACCUGGACAACCUGGACGAGCCCAUGGGGCUGCAGGAGCUGGACUCCAGCAAUGGGGCUCUGCUGCCGUUCUAUGACCCCGAUACCAACGUGGUUUAUGUGUGCGGGAAGGGGGAUUCCAGCAUCCGGUACUUCGAGAUCACGGAGGAGCCCCCAUACAUCCACUUCCUCAACACCUUCACCAGUAAGGAGCCGCAGAGGGGCAUGGGCUGGAUGCCCAAGCGCGGGCUGGACGUCAGCAAGUGCGAGAUCGCCAGGUUCUACAAGCUCCAUGAGCGCAAGUGUGAGCCCAUCAUCAUGACGGUGCCGAGGAAGUCGGAUCUGUUCCAGGAUGACCUGUACCCGGACACCGCCGGCCCCGAGCCUGCCAUGGAGGCAGAGGAGUGGGUGUCCGGGCAGACAGCGGGGCCGGUGCUGGUGUCCCUGCGCCAGGCCUAUGUACCCAGCAAGCAGCGGGACCUCAAGGUGAACCGGCGCAGCCUGGGCCCCGAGGGACGGGCACCGGGUACCACCGGUACCACCGGCACCACCGGUACCACCGGCACCGGCAGGACCACCCCCCCCCCCACGCUGCCCCCCACCAACACCGCCCGCCUCAGCGCACCCCCGGCACUGGGCACCGGCACUGCGGCCACACCGGGCCUGCAGGAGGUGCUGCAGGAGGUGCGGGCGCUGCGGGCGCUGGUGGCCGAGCAGGGCCAGCGCCUGUCCCGCCUGGAGGAGCAGCUCAGCCGCCUCGAGAACGGGCACGUCUGAGGACACCCCCGAACCCCCCUCAGGGACCACCGACCCCAAACCCGGGGUCCCCCCUUCCCCCUCCCCAUUGCAGGGCCGGCGGCCCCACUGCCCCCCCCCAUUGCCUUACUGGGUGCUGCCCCCCCACUCAUGGACCAUUAUUGCCCCCCCCCCUUCAUCCCAUGUCCUGGGGGAUGCUCUUGGGAUCAAGGACCACCCCCUGCAUCCCUCAUCCCUGGGGGGGGGUCUUCCCCCCAUUGCUAUGGGGCAGGGCAUGAUCUGUGUGUGUGUGCCCCCCCCCAGCUGGGGAAUUGUCCCCCCUAUAUUUUGGGGGCUUCUUUCCCUUCUCCUUCUGCCCCCCCCCCCCCCC